Suillus fuscotomentosus is the source of this 745-nucleotide messenger RNA. RefSeq lists its product as uncharacterized. The record is from RefSeq and is a predicted model, not a curated record. NCBI's taxonomy places the organism in Eukaryota, Fungi, Basidiomycota, Agaricomycetes, Boletales, Suillaceae. The transcript has a single exon. The coding region runs from base 235 to 561 and encodes 108 amino acids.
CGGUUGGCAAAAAUAUAUAAGAUGUCAGUGUGUUGAGUCCUUUUCUCACUCUGCGAUCCCGUCCUAGCUUCUCAGGCUGAAAAUGUGCGCUGACCGUGCGCGGUUUGCUUUCUAUAGACCUGACCGUGGUCUUGCAAGCCCCGUAGUUGCGAUGGAGAGAUUCAGUACAUUUCUCAUUUAUGUUUUUUUUAGUGCUAUGUUAUUCAACGGGUUGUUUGGUCACGCGGCUCAUCCAUGAGCGCUCUGUUCUUUUGGGACUGGCGCGUUCUCCUCACUGUCCUCCAUCCAGCCUUCAGCGCACGCUCUACCAAGCCCGGUUGCGGAUAUGAUUUACUGCCCUCGACGUCAAGUUCCCCAUCCAGAAAGACCAUCCCAGAAUUCUGCUGGGUCUCAUCCCGUUGCUUGAGACUCUUCCAGAAAAUAGAAAAGACCACGGGUGGUUUUAUACACAUGCGCUCCUCCCCACCAUUAAAUCAUCACUUAUCGUGCACGGACCGUAUCUACGUGGGUUUGUCAGACUUCAUAACGCGUGGUAUGUUUACUACUUAUCUGGCUCAUUAGACGCUGAUACUCAUUUCCAGGACAGGUUCUCGUACACUAUAUGAUCUUCCUCUGCCGCGUGGGUUCAUGUUUCUGUUCCACCAUCGCUCGUAAUCGAUUUUGGUCGCCAAGCCCAGCCAUACGCUGCAACAGCUCUCAUAUGGUUGAAGGAUACGAUCUUCUUACUCAUAGUCACAGCCUCUAG